AGGUUUGUCCAGUUGGACUGUAAGUGUAUCCACACCAAUGCACAUUGAUUCAGCCAAAUUUGUAUAUGUAUUUUUUUUAGUAAUGCACAUAAAUGUUUAUUUUAUUGCUCUAUUACUUUGCUUAAGUAAAGAGAGCAUUGCUGUGGAUAAUAAGAUAUAUAGUGCAGAGCCCUCAAUCCGCAAUGUUGACAGUAAAAUUUCGGCUUACGUACAAAAUGCUCUCGCGGAAUACAAACCCUGCAGCGAAGAUGAGAUGGACUUAAAUUGCACCUGCCAUGAAGCGGUGAUCGAUCGCGAUCUGGCAUCCUUUGAAUCAACAGGUGUCACCCGACAGAUGAUCAAAAACUCCGAAAAGUAUGGCACAAGAUAUCAGAUCUAUGAAAAGAAACUGUACCGGGAUGAAAGCUGCAUGUUUCCAGCACGCUGUAGCGGCAUUGAACACUUUCUUCUUAAGCUGCUCAAUAUAUUGCCCAACAUGGAUCUGGUAGUGAACACGCGCGACUGGCCACAACUCAACACCGCUUGGGAUAACCUGGGACCUGUUUUCUCUUUCUCUAAGACCAAAGCCUACCGUGACAUAAUGUAUCCCGCUUGGACUUUUUGGGCUGGUGGACCAGCUACCAAGCUACAUCCAACGGGCAUUGGCCGCUGGGACUUAAUGCGUGAACAUUUAAAAAUAAGUGCAGCCAAUAUUCCGUGGAGCAAAAAACUGGAACUUGGAUUUUUCCGCGGUUCACGCACUUCAGAGGAACGUGAUAGUCUUAUAUUGCUGUCGCGCCAAAAGCCUGAGUUAGUGGCCGCAGAAUACACAAAGAACCAGGCUUGGAAAUCGCCAAAGGAUACUCUAAAUGCCCCACCUGCGGAGGAAGUGUCCUUUGAGGACCAUUGCAAGUACAAAUACUUGUUCAAUUUUCGUGGCGUGGCAGCCAGCUUUCGACUGAAACAUCUGUUUCUGUGCAAGUCCCUGGUAUUUCACGUAGGAGACGAAUGGCAAGAGUUCUUCUAUGAUCAGUUGAAGCCAUGGGUCCAUUACAUUCCACUAGAUAGCUACCCCAGUCAGGAGCAAUACGAGAAUCUGAUAAUGUACUUCAAGCAAAAUGACGCUCUGGCUCAAGAAAUUGCGCAGCGAGGCUAUGAUUUUAUAUGGCAGCAUUUAAGGAUGCAGGAUGUGGAAUGCUAUUGGCGCAAACUACUUAUGCGCUACUCCAAACUGCUUAGGUACAAAGUGCAACGGGACAACAAGCUGAUCCCUAUAGGCAGCACAAAGAUUGAGUUGUAAUGUUAGUUAUUUAAAAUUUUCUAGUAUGUAAUUUAAAAUACAACCUAUUUUCUACCCUCUUUUGAAAA
Molecule: messenger RNA, 1347 nt
Organism: Scaptodrosophila lebanonensis
Lineage: Eukaryota; Metazoa; Arthropoda; Insecta; Diptera; Drosophilidae
Gene: rumi
Product: O-glucosyltransferase rumi
Exons: 2
Coding region: 38-1279 (413 amino acids)
Biological process (GO): protein O-linked glycosylation; positive regulation of Notch signaling pathway
Cellular component (GO): endomembrane system
Molecular function (GO): UDP-glucosyltransferase activity; UDP-xylosyltransferase activity
Source: RefSeq, a predicted model, not a curated record